UUAUGUGAAAGUUAACUCAUAUUUAAAAUUAUUCUCACUUAUCAGAGCUUGACUUAUCAAAUUAAUCGGAAGCUUUGCGAAAGAUAUUACACAUAUAGCAAUUACACUUCAGUAAUAUCCUACGGAAUUUCCUACAAAAUCUUCUAUCAGUUCCUACGGAACUUUCUAAAGACCAAGCUGACCGAGUCGGUACGGAGACUUUGAAUCAGGUCGCUAUACUGCAGUCGUGCGCAAACAGUUGAGAAGAACGCAUGUAAGUGAAGCCGUGAAACAUUUACCACGAACAUGUGGCCUUUCAGCAGUAUAUGCACCAGCAAAGCACGUCUUAUGGGUAAAACGGUAGUCAUAACGGGCGCGAAUACUGGAAUCGGCAAGGAGACCGCCAGAGAUCUUUACAGAAGAGGUGCAAGGGUAAUUUUAGCCUGUCGUGAUAUUAAAAGAGCAGAGAAUGCACUCGAAGAUUUAAAGAAUAAUCCACCAUCGAGGCCGGACAGAGAACAGUUUGAUGGUGGUCCAGGUGAGCUUGCGAUCUACCCACUAAAUCUGUGCAGCCUUAAGAGCGUGAAGGAGUGCGCAAAGAGUUUGUUGACGAAGGAAUCGGCCAUUCAUCUCCUCGUCAACAAUGCUGGAGUGAUGUUGUGUCCAUUCGAGAAAACGGAAGACGGUUUCGAGAUGCAGCUGCAAACGAAUCAUCUCGGCCACUUCCUCCUGACGCUUUUGCUAUUGCCGAAGAUUAUGUCCUCGGGACCUGGUUGCAGAAUACUGAAUGUGUCAUCGAGACUUCAUCUUCGUGGCACUAUACAUUUCGACGAUAUAAAUAUGGAAAAAUCAUAUAGUCCCCUGGGCGCUUACAAUCAGAGCAAACUUGCGAACGUGUUAUUUACCAAGGAGCUCGCUCGUCGGUUACAAGAAGCGAAUAUCAAUGGGAUAAAUGUAUAUUCUUUGCACCCCGGUGUAAUAAGGACGGAACUGGGUCGAUAUAUGGAUAGGUCAGUAUUUCGAGGUGCGAGAUUCCUAUCCCAGUUGCUUUUGCGACCGUUUUUCAAGAGUCCAGAGCAAGGUGCGCAAACAACUAUUUAUUGUGCGGUAGAUGAAAAAGCAGCGACUGAGACUGGUCUCUAUUACGAGGAAUGCAAUGUUGCGAAUGCACAUCGGAUAGCGAAUGACGACCGAGUUGUAAAGCAAUUAUGGGAUCAAAGUUGUCAUCUUCUGCAUCUAGAACCAGAGGAAAAUCUUCAUACGUUUUUGCAAACCGUAUCACGGCAAGUUGCCGAAUAGCAUAUCCGAAAUUAUUGGAACCAUGAAUAAAUAUAUUUAUAUAUUGAAUAAAGACUUUUGUUACAAAUAAAUCAACUAAUGUGACCUGCAUUUUUUCGUCGAUUUAUUAUAACUUUCAUGUUUAAUAAACCAAUUAGAGUCCUCAUCGUUGCCACGAUGAAAAUAAAGGACUUUGGUCAAUUUUCUUAUG
Molecule: messenger RNA, 1468 nt
Organism: Odontomachus brunneus
Lineage: Eukaryota; Metazoa; Arthropoda; Insecta; Hymenoptera; Formicidae
Product: retinol dehydrogenase 11-like
Exons: 6
Coding region: 286-1278 (330 amino acids)
Source: RefSeq, a predicted model, not a curated record